Messenger RNA from Tigriopus californicus, 2616 nucleotides. RefSeq lists its product as uncharacterized. The record is from RefSeq and is a predicted model, not a curated record. NCBI's taxonomy places the organism in Eukaryota, Metazoa, Arthropoda, Copepoda, Harpacticoida, Harpacticidae.
AGAGAGGGUUCCAUUCUUAAGAUUGGCGUGCCGCAAGUGAGGGGCGGCUGGACCCCGUGAUCAUUGCUCGUGAUGGCCCCGGGCCACUCGGCCUGGCCUCCCCACCAAGUCUCGGGUCAAGUGGUCACGGCUCUGCCCGAGGUCUUGAUCGUGUCCGUGGAGUGCCCGCUCAAGGACGGCAGCCCGGGUUUCUAUCAGGGCGCUUUGCUUCGGAUUCCCGCUCAACAGCCGCCAGACACGGGCGUGGCUGCGUUGGGGCCCUUGAGUGCCGAAGAUUUUGCCCUUAAAUUGGCGGCCGAUAAUCCCCGGGAUUAUUUGCUGGAUCAUUAUCCGAGUCUCGCCCACCGACACACCUAUUUCCAAGCGGCCCGUGACCAGCCCAACGCCGCCGCUCUGGAAUCCCGAACCGGGUCCAAAUCGGGGGGAAGUGGGGCGGGUGGGAAGAAAUUGGGCGUGCGACUCCGAGCCCGGCAAGUUCUGUGUAACAAGUGCAAGAAUGUGUGCAAUGAAAGAGGCGAGAACGUUCAACACAAGGCCCAACGGAAAACGCUCAACCAUUGUCAGAGCCGAUUAGAUUCCGGGGCGGGUCAUCCGGGGCGACGUCCCUCUAUAGCUAAGGCGGCUAGAAAUGCCGCCGGGCCGUCCACGGGCUCGUUGAAAAAGCUAAAAAUUAGUCCGAAUAAUACGCUAGUUCCGCGAUUGAAGCGGUUGAAUCAAAGCGAUAUCGACCGGUUGUCUGAUCGAAGCAGUGACGGUUAUGACGACCAUUCUGGCGAAGAAUCACCCGUUUUGGACACCCUUCCCGUUCAAAAAGCCAUGAUGCUGAAAAGACAAGAUAACAAGGCACCCAAUUCAGCCGGAUGGCUGACCCAGCCAGCAUCGUCAUCCACCAUGGCCAAACCCUUGAAAAUCAAAUUAUCCGGCAAUGCUCAGCCGAUGGCGGCCAUUUCACCUAUUGUGAAUUCACCGCCAGUGUUAGGACCCAGCCAGGCUAAUGUUAAAGAGGGUGGUGAUUCCUUUGGAAACCCGGUGAGUGGACGAACAUUACGUCGCAAGCGUUGUGCCGUUGGGUCUAUGGAAGACUUGUGGGAUGAGACGGUAUUUGAAGAUGUUCAAGUUCAAACAAAGUCGUCCAAAAAAGAUGCCAGCAAGACGAGUUCUGUCGCUCUCUCUGAACAGAAAACGGCGGGCAUCUCUUUGGUGAAGAAUGAAAAUUCUAGCGUGUCCGCGUAUGCCAGUGGGAAGCCGGAGACAUCCGGUCAGGGCGCCAAAUUACUGAAGAUUUUCUAUGGUAGUCGCGGCAAAGAAACCGUACUCAAGAUACCGGCUAGCCAACUUCAAGCCGGAACCUCGACCCCUAGUCAAAGUGAUACUGAUGAAAACGAGGAAAACGCCCAAAUGAUCGCUAAAAAAUCAAAGGAUGCCUCCAAAAAAGCCGCUAAGAAGGCACUGAAAAGGGCUCGUAAAGAAGCUCAAAGGCGUGCUCAGUACGGCAGUGCAUCCCCUGGCUCUUACUUAGCCGGCAGAUCGCCUGCUUAUCGAGGGGGCCGCUCUCCCAUCCCUUCACCCGUACGGAUGGUAUCGCCAUUCGCUCAUCCGGGUGGAUUUUCCCCGGGUAGAUACGGAUACAGUCCAGCUUAUGCAUCUUAUUCGCCCGCUCAUUCCAAGUCACCAGCGUAUUCAGUGUCACUCCCCCAGAAUUCGCCUGAAAGCGAAGCCAUUGGGGCUAGAAAAAUCAAACAUAAGCGCAAAAAACAUAAAAAAAAGAAACCCGAUGACGCUCUGUUGUCUUCGAAUGUCAAGGUAGAGAAUGAAGUGGUGGCUACCUCUUCUGGGUUGACCUCGGGCCACAACAUUUUUGUUGACGACGAGGUUAUUAGUUCCGAUCAAGUUCGCAUUUGGGGGAGUUUUCCCCCGUUUGUUGAAACCGAUGCGGCCGAUAUUGGUGGUCAAACUGUGGAUUCGGCUGAAAUGGAAAACGGUACCACCAUGCAUGUUGGCACUCUCAUUUGGGGGAAGAUUCCCAAUCAUCCUUGGUGGCCUGGAAAGGUCGUCAACAUAUAUUUGCGUUCGCUCAUUCCUGGAGGACGAAUACGACCGGAGGCUCUUGUCCUAUGGUUAGGUUGUGAAGGCGGAGAAAGGACAUCACUCUUUCCCUGUGAGAGACUCCGCCUCUUUCGAGAGGGUUUUAAGGAUUGCUUCAGCCAUUCUGCAUCUCGAAAUUUGACUUACAAGUAUGCUGUGGAAAUGGCCAAUCAAGAAGAUGAGCAAACAACCAACAAUGUUUUUGGACUGGGUUCUUCUACAAGAAUUUCCCAAACCCAAAAUACUCCCACCCAUAUCAGCACUACUUCUCCUGGUGGCUCUUUUUCGCCCAGGACUGUGGAUUGUUUGUCGUAAUUAAAUGAAAAGAAAUGCUUGUUCUUUUCCUUUGGGCAUUACCUUUAAAGUUAUUUUGCAAAUGUGUUGUCUCGGCACUUAACUGAGUGGCUUUCUCUCACAUUUUUCGCCCUUGUGGUCCACCAAUAGCGUAACAAUUUGAAUGUGAUCCGGAUUAUGAUUUAGAAUUACCGAUUGUGAAAUAUAUCCUAGCCCUGUUCUGAGUGGUUGACUGUA